AUGUCGCUCUUAACCAAAGCUGAGCCCUCUAUGAGGCUGAACCAAGCCACAUGUCAGACCCAGACUGUGGUUGGAGACCACUGUGUGAAGCAGGAAGCAGAAGAGCUGUUUGUCUGUGUGAAGGUUGAGGAGGAACCAGAGGACAGUGAUCAGAUGAAGGAGGAACUAGAGGAGAGUGACCAGAUGAAGGAGGAACUAGAGGAGACUGACCAGAUGAAGGAGGAACCAGAGAAGCAGAGCAUCAAACAGGAGCAGCUGCAUAUGUCUGUUUCUGUGAAGAGGGAAGAGUUUUCUAUGCAGAUUAAAGAGGAGCAAGAGGAGCAGUGCAUCCAACAGGGGGAGCAGCUGCAAGACUCUGUUCCAGAGUCGAGUCCUGCCUCCGUGAAAACUGAAGAAAGACUAAGUGAGCCCAGAGAGGAAACGCAGAGAGAAGUUAUGAGCUCAGAGAUGGAGGGAGACACAGAGCAUUCUUCUGACAAUGACGAUGAUGAAGACUGGAGAGUUCCGUGCAAAGCGCCUUAA
Messenger RNA from Knipowitschia caucasica, 522 nucleotides. NCBI's taxonomy places the organism in Eukaryota, Metazoa, Chordata, Actinopteri, Gobiiformes, Gobiidae. The record is from the annotation of a GenBank genome assembly.